AUGAGCUCCUUCCUGUCUUGCGUUCCGAGCCUGAUUGAUGCUUUUUCCGCCGUCAGGACCUUCCUCACCGGUGCACUUUCAGCUUCCGAUGAAGCUGUCAAGACCACGAUCACCAGGUCCGGGAACACGAUCUACGAUUGGCGUGCCCUGGACUGUGGUACUCCGCCCCAAGGGCGAGAUAUCCCCCAGGUCGCGGAGACCACUGCAACUGAUGUGCUUGGAGUCUACACAUACGACCCGAAAGCAGCCAGCCAGGGAGGAUCACAUCAGCCACCAUCCGAGCCGGACGAGAGGUACACGGACGAUCCAACUCCAGAGCCGGCGCCCGUCAACAUCCAGAAUCUGUACAUCCUCCGACAAAAGGUUGAUGGAAGCCGUGAUGAAGCUGAUCACAUCUCAAACAUCGUGCCAGUCGACCUGAUGAAGGGGUUCUGCGGGGGCAUGGCCGUUCUCGAUCUGCCACCGGAAACGGUUUCCACACCGGUUCCCGGAUCGACGGCCUUCCCUUACCCAUCGAACUUCGACAGAAUCGUCCGACUCACGAACGGCCGCGGGUACUGCGAGGACUUCUACUCCAGAUACGAUACGGUCCUGCAGAGUUUUGUCGGGGGGGAUGCCGAGUUAGUCCUCCUGUACACUCCGGAUGGGGCGCGAGCCGUGCCAGCGCGGGAUCCCGGUCUACGACGCUCCACCAUGACCGCCGGUAACUUACUGGAAUGGUCUCAAGAUGAUACGGUCGGGAAGGGUACGAGCCAGAAGAUCACCCUCGCCCUCAAUAUCCCCCGCCAACAUCCCUUGCCGUGGGUUGCCGAGUGCGAGUCAGUCACCCCUGAACAGCAAGUGAGAGGCAUGGUUCAGAGGUCUUUCACACACAGGUGGACGGAGCCUGAGAUUGAGCAGAUGAUGGCUCGACAGAAUGUCGUCUAUGUGCCUCAAGAGGAAACCAUCCAAGAUUCCGCCACGCAGACUGGUGGAGAGUCCGCGCCCUUGGCGGUCGAGGAUCCGGAUGUGGGGAGCGCGGAAGGAUUCAUCACAACAUCUCAUCUUCAGCACGCUUUGUCGAUGCGGGAGGAGAUGAAGGCCUACUUGCAGAAGGGCGAACAACGUACGGGCUGGUUUUCCUGA
This is a messenger RNA of Dioszegia hungarica, 1125 nucleotides long. RefSeq lists its product as uncharacterized. NCBI's taxonomy places the organism in Eukaryota, Fungi, Basidiomycota, Tremellomycetes, Tremellales, Bulleribasidiaceae. The record is from RefSeq and is a predicted model, not a curated record. The transcript has 2 exons. The coding region runs from base 1 to 1125 and encodes 374 amino acids.